Molecule: messenger RNA, 410 nt
Organism: Prorocentrum cordatum
Lineage: Eukaryota; Dinophyceae; Prorocentrales; Prorocentraceae
Source: the annotation of a GenBank genome assembly
CGGGCCGCGGCCGCGGAGGGCGCGGGCGCUGCGCUGCGCGGCGCCCGCGCCGCGGCGCUGGGCCGCGCGUCGGAGCUGAUCAAGGAGGGCGGGCGUCCGCGCUGAAGUCGGGGCUGCUGCUGACGGUGUCGGCCCAGCUGGCGGCGAACCCGUUUGCUAAGGUCGUCGAGCUGAUCGAGGGCCUCCUCGCCCGCCUGAAGGCAGAGGCUGCGUCCGAGGCGGACCACAAGGCGUACUGCGACGAGGAGCUCAAGAGCAACGAGAAGAGGAGGAACAAACACCAGGCGGCGGUGGCGCGGCUGACGGCCGAGGUGCAGGAGAAGAGCGUCGGCCUCGACGACAUGGCAGAGGACCCGGAUCAAGACCCUGGCCGAGGAGCAGGCCGCCCUGGCACAGGACAUGGCCCAGGC